CGGAGCCUCUUUGGGCGGGAAUUUCUGUCCACCUGCCCUGCAGACAGCCAUCCCCACCAGCCAGUAAGGAGCGCCAGCACAGGAAGAACGCCCCAGGUCUGGGGUGUGUGUGUCUGCCAGCUCUGCCUGCCCUGGCUGGGAGGAAGGAAGGCCUGCCCUUUCACAGAGGCCUGAGGGGCUUCCCUAAGGCCACAGGACUAGGCUAGAAAGGGGCAGGUCAGUCUGUCUUUGAGCAGCCUCCUCCCUGCCCCCAGCAGCCGGUAGGCCCUCCCCCGCCUCCCUGCCCCAGCAUGGGUGAGUUCGGCGAGAAGACCACAACAUGUGGCACCGUCUGCCUCAAGUACCUGCUCUUCACCUUCAACUGCUGCUUCUGGCUGGCUGGUCUGGCCGUCAUGGCCGUGGGCAUCUGGACACUGGCCCUCAAGAGCGACUACAUCAGCCUGCUGGCCUCGGGCACCUACCUGGCCACAGCCUACAUCCUGGUGGUGGCGGGUGUUGUCGUCAUGGUGACCGGGGUUCUGGGCUGCUGCGCCACCUUCAAGGAGCGGAGGAACCUGCUGCGUCUGUACUUCAUCCUGCUGCUCGUCAUCUUUCUGCUGGAGAUCAUCGCGGGAGUCCUGGCUUACGUUUACUAUCAGCAGCUGAACGCAGAGCUCAAGGAGAACCUGAAGGACACCAUGACCAAGCGGUACCACCAGCCGGGCCACGAGGGAGUGACCAGCGCUGUGGACAAGCUGCAGCAGGAGUUCCACUGCUGUGGCAGCAACAACUCGCAGGACUGGAGGGACAGCGAGUGGAUCCGCUCGGGUGAGGCAGGCGGCCGAGUGGUCCCUGACAGCUGCUGUAAGACUGUGGUGCCUGGCUGCGGGCAGCGGGACCACGCUUCCAACAUCUACAAGGUGGAGGGCGGCUGCAUCACCAAGCUGGAGACCUUCAUCCAGGAGCACCUGCGGAUCAUCGGGGCUGUGGGCCUCGGCAUCGCCUGCGUGCAGGUGUUCGGUAUGAUCUUCACGUGCUGCCUGUACAAGAGCCUGAAGCUGGAGCACUACUGACCCUGCCAGCUGCCGGCCCUCCGUGCGCGCUGCAGCUUCUCGCCAUGUGUUGACUACUGACCACCAGCGAGCUGUGGUCCAGGACACAGCUCCGCCCCCUCCCCCGCCAGGGAGACUGUGUUCUUGCACCUGGACCCCCGCACUGUGCCAUCACUGUGACCUCUGGGGACCCCCAAACCCCAGAGGCAGCUUCAAGUGCCUUUAGCUGCACACCAAAGUCCCAAGGCUUGAGGUCAGCCCGGCCUGUCUGCCUUUCUGCCAGGGGUGGGGUCGUGGCCUUGGGUUGCUCCCUGAGGCCUGGGCUCAGUCAGAGGGGCCAAGGUGGGCAGAAACAGGCUGGCCCCAGGGGGGCCGGGGGGCAGCAGGUGAGGAGCCUCAUGUGCCCGUUUCCCUGGCCCCUCCGGUAUUGGGGGCCUCUCUUUAAGCCACCUCCACCCCUGGGGAACACCAAGCAAGGGCUCCCCCUUCUCUCUCCACCACCUACAGGCCUUGUGUCACUAGCUCACUGCUGCCGCCCCUUGCGUCCUGUGGGGUUUACUCACUGCUGUCUUUUAGGAUGCCUAGGACCGCUCCUGCUGUGACAGGUGCUCAAUAAAUGUCUGUGGAAUGGA
This is a messenger RNA of Hippopotamus amphibius kiboko, 1663 nucleotides long. RefSeq names its product CD151 molecule (Raph blood group) (gene CD151). Gene Ontology annotation, cellular component: membrane. The coding region runs from base 291 to 1052 and encodes 253 amino acids. Lineage: Eukaryota; Metazoa; Chordata; Mammalia; Artiodactyla; Hippopotamidae. The transcript is spliced from 9 exons. The record is from RefSeq and is a predicted model, not a curated record.